Vicia villosa (hairy vetch) is the source of this 945-nucleotide messenger RNA. RefSeq names its product autophagy-related protein 3-like. The coding region runs from base 1 to 945 and encodes 314 amino acids. Gene Ontology annotation, biological process: autophagy of mitochondrion; nucleophagy; autophagosome assembly. The record is from RefSeq and is a predicted model, not a curated record. Gene Ontology annotation, cellular component: cytoplasmic ubiquitin ligase complex; cytosol. The transcript is spliced from 8 exons. Gene Ontology annotation, molecular function: Atg8-family ligase activity. NCBI's taxonomy places the organism in Eukaryota, Viridiplantae, Streptophyta, Magnoliopsida, Fabales, Fabaceae.
AUGGUUCUUUCUCAAAAGCUUCACGAAGCUUUCAAAGGCACUAUGGAGAGAUUUACAGGCCCAAGAACCGUUUCCGCCUUCAAAGAGAAAGGAGUUCUUACCGUCUCCGAAUUCAUCGUCGCCGGUGAUAAUCUCGUUGCUAAAUGCCCCACUUGGUCAUGGGAAACGUGUGAGCCAAGCAAGAGGAAGCCAUACUUACCAUGUGACAAACAAUUCUUGAUUACUAGAAAGGUCCCUUGUCUGCGGAGAGUUGCGUCUAUUGAAGAAGAAUAUGAAGCUGCCGGAGGGGAAGUUCUACUUGAUGAUGAAGAUAAUGAUGGAUGGCUAGCAACUCAUGGAAAACCUAAAGUAAUUAAAUCGGACGAAGAUGAGAAUUUCCCUUCCAUGGAAAGUCUAGAAAUCAGCGAAAAGAGUUCUAUUAAGCCAGUUUCUUCCUCCCUUGAAGGUGAGGACGAUGAAGAUAUUCCUGAUAUGGCAGAGUUUACAGAAUAUGACAACAUUAUUGAGACUGAUCCGGCCACUCUUCCGUCCACAUAUCUAGUAGCUCAUGAACCUGAUGAUGAUAAUAUUCUACGAACUCGCACCUAUGAUAUCAGCAUCACGUAUGAUCAGUAUUAUCAGACACCUCGUGUGUGGCUUACUGGAUACCAUGAGUCAGGAAUGCUAUUGCAACCAGAACUUGUCUUUGAAGACGUUAGUCAAGACCAUGCACGCAAAACGGUAACAAUUGAGAACCAUCCUCACUUGCCUGGAAAACAUGCAUCUAUUCAUCCUUGUCAACAUGGAGCAGUGAUGAAGAAAAUCAUUCAUGUGUUGAUGUCACGUGGAGUUGAGCCUCAAGUUGACAAGUAUCUGUUUUUAUUCUUGAAAUUUAUGGCUUCUGUUAUUCCAACAAUCGAGUAUGAUUACACCAUGGACUUCGAUCUCGGUAGCUUCUGUAAUUGA